Anopheles gambiae (African malaria mosquito) is the source of this 9580-nucleotide messenger RNA. It is a transcript of the gene DNApol-epsilon58, whose product is annotated as DNA polymerase epsilon subunit 2. Gene Ontology annotation, molecular function: DNA binding. The coding region runs from base 83 to 1648 and encodes 521 amino acids. Gene Ontology annotation, cellular component: epsilon DNA polymerase complex. The transcript has 3 exons. Gene Ontology annotation, biological process: DNA-templated DNA replication; error-prone translesion synthesis. The record is from RefSeq and is a predicted model, not a curated record. Lineage: Eukaryota; Metazoa; Arthropoda; Insecta; Diptera; Culicidae.
GUAUAACCAGCUAAUGUGCCAAGAAGCGAUUGUUUGCUUGACUGUAGCGUCAAAUUAAAUUGGUAAUAGGCAAAACACGAAAAUGAGUGAAAUACACCGCCUAAAAUCGCAAAUAGUUUCCCGAUUUUCGCUUGGAGGUUUUCAGAUUCGAAGUGAGGCCAGCACGUUUCUUGCCCAACAACUUCAGCCUCUUGACGACGCAGAACGCAAGAAAUGGAUCACGAAUGUGGCCAAUCAUGUGCAGGGGCAGUGUUUGAACCUUCCCGUUAUAGAAAAACAACACAUAGAACUGGCCAUCAAGGAAGCGAACAACACAGGAUUAGAUGAUACCGAGACGAUUUUCCGUGUCAUCAGUGCUUUCGAGGUGCCUUCAUUCGUGUACUGUGCGGAGAAAAAAAAGUUUCUGCCAGACACCAACAAGAGAAGUUUAUUGGCCACACCGGAUGGUAAGUCUAGCUACAUUCGCGAACGAUACUGGUUGCUGUGGCAGAAGACAAGCCGCCACGAAACAUUCUCCCAGCGCACGACACCUGGCAUGGAGGCACCUGGCAAUAGAAACAAACUCAGCCUACGGAAAGUAGAGAAUAUACUCUCAACCUCGAAAAUGAACGAUGUUGUCUUGCUGGGAUUAUUGACGCAGCUAACGGAAGGUCGUUAUUAUUUGGAAGAUCCUACUGGAUCGAUUCCGAUCGACAUAAGCACGGCAACCUACUCGCCAGGACUGUUUUGUGAGGGAUGUUUCUUGCUUGCGUACGGUAAAUAUCGCGACGGUGUAUUGAAAGUAGAGGAGAUUGGAUUUCCAAUGCCGGAGCUUGCUACUAACAGUAGAGCGUUCUUUGGAACCGUGAACAGUUGGGGUGGUCCCUCAAAAACGCUUCUGAAAUACUCUCGCAAUCUAAACGAUUUGGAGAAAGCCAAUGUGGAGCACAGUCUUGUGUUUCUGUCCGAUUGUUGGCUGGACAAUCCGAUCGUGAUGGAAAAGUUGGAACAAUUGCUGAGAGGAUACGAUGAUUUCCCCCCGGUAGCGAUAGUACUUAUGGGACCGUUCGCAAGAAGCAUCGAGAAUGUCUACACACUAAAAGGUCACUUUAUAAAGCUCGGUGAAAUAUUGUCCAGUUGUGAGAAGCUAAAAUCGCAAACCGAUUUAGUUAUUGUGCCUUCCAUUGAUGAUCCCGCAGCUGCGAAUAUCUUACCUCGACCUCCUGUACCAGAAGCUUUAGCAGGAGAGCUGAAAAAACGAUUCCCUAGAACUAUUUUGACCACAAAUCCGUGCCGGUUGCAAUACUGUACUCAGCAAAUUGUUGUGUGUCGUGCCGAUUUGGUAACCAAAUUGUGUCGGAAUACGAUACAUUUUCCCAAAGAAGGACUAUUGGAAGAGCAUUUUGCCCGGACAAUUAUUAAUCAGAAUACGUUAGCGCCUUUAACACCGAUUGCGUUUCCUACACACUGGAAUUAUGAUGCUGCCCUCUCUCUCUAUCCGUUACCUGAUUUAAUCGUUAUAGGGGAUCCAUGUCAAGGCUUUCAUACAACUGAACAGGAGUGCACUGUUAUGAAUGUAGGAUCCUUUCCGAAAUCAAAAUAUGCAUUUAAGGUGUAUUAUCCCUCUAGCAGAACAGUUGAAGAUUCGCAAAUACCUGAUGAGGAGUAAACAAAUAUUUAAGUACACAGAACAAUCGCGAAUAAAUGUAAAAAUUACUUUUAAACAAGUUUUUAAUAUUGAGUUAUGUACACAUGCGCUACGCGCUAUGAUACAGGUGCUGAGUAAGAAAACGGUCGCAAGCGAGCCAUCGAUGUUACUCCACGCGCGGAGUCAGGUUCCAACGGGAACUCCACUGGAAGCAGGUUCCCACGACCAGGUGUGGUGUCGUAUGCUCAGACGGACCGAGGCAACAUGAUCAUCAUAAACGUGGACGACAACGUGACCGGCAAACCUGGCAGCACCGAAAACACCAGCCUAGCUAAAUACCACCGAAUCCAGAAGUUAGCUUUAGUCUUAGUUUAGCAGUUCGCAAAUAAAGAUCCCCAGUAAUGUUUUUUUAAAACUUACUCCGGGCUAUCGUAAACAUAAUUAUUGCUUUAUUGUUGUUUUGCGAUUUGGGCAUCAGUAUACCAGAGCUACCAUUCAAUGCAUUUUUUAUAUCAGUGUAACAUUGUUUACAGCAGAAGUAGGACUUAUGGACAUGGACCACAUAGGCGGAAUAGUUAAUUAGUCGUGCAUUAUUUUAAACUUUGCAACCAUGGUUAUAAUACUCACUGUCGUCACUGUGGACGUUGACUGACGACAGCGCAACUGCCUCGGCAAGUACUGGGGUCGGUAAGGUUGCCAACAACAUUCGGUGUCUUUUAUUUGGACUAGAACGUCUUAGAACAAUGAUGAAGAAUUUAUACAUAGGCUUGUUUGCGGGUCUCAAAAAGAUAUUUUUAGAUCCUUAGAUGUAGGGUAUUAAGACCCAGGCUAUUUUAAGCACGGUUCGAUAAAUUUUGGAUCAAAUGAUCGUCGGAUUAAAAUGGUUAUUGGUUUACUGGCUCCCACAAGGCCGAACUGUAUCGAUUAUGAACACUAGACCGUCUCCCUGAAGCAAAGUCCUUCUUUCCGUAUGCGUGGACAUAUUAUAUAAGUCUCUGAAGCCUAUAUAGGCUGGUAUGACCGCGUAGGUUGUUACGGCAAAAAGAAAAACAAGAAGACGAAGUUUAUGGCAUCUUAGGAAGAAAUGUCGCUUUUGGAUUAAGUUUAUAUACGAUUAGUCCGGUCUCGUCGUACAGACAUCAACUCGCAAGACUUGAUAAUGGGUUGCGUCAUGGGUCUCUCUCUCUCUCUAGCUCUCUAGUUGGCCUGCUCACGAUAGAGCACGUCGAUGUGACAUGGCCCGGUUAACAAUAAUUUUCCAGGAUGUUCGGUCACUGUCUGCAGCCUCCCAUCCAUGUAGACACCUGAUCCAGCCAUCGAGUUCGUUGUGAUCCCCUUCGCCUUAUGCUGCACUGAGGAUCGCUGUCGAACACCUCUUGGUGGGGUAUGAGUCCGGCAUCCUCAUGACAUGCCCCAACUAUCGUAUCCUUCGCCACCGUCAGGAUGCUCAGUUCACCGUACAGCUCAGCAAGCUCGUGGUUCAUCCUUCUACUCCACGCUCCAUGUUCGAACACCGCCAAAAAUGGGAACACCGGAGGAUACGUCGCUCAAACACGCCCAGAGCGUUUGCAUCCUCCGCUCGGAUGGUCCAGGACUUGUGUCCGUAGAGGACCACCGGGCGAAUCGAUGUGCAAUAUAUCUCACAUUUCGUGCGGGCUCGAAGUCUUCUGGAUCUCAGCAGCCGGUGAUGCCCAUAGCAUGCACAAUUCCCCUGAACAAUGCAUCUCCGGAUUUCGCUGCUGAUGUCGUUGUCCGAAGUAACGACCGUCCCGAGAUAGCAGAACUCCUGUAAUACCUCGAGAUUGUCGCCGUCAUCUAAUACACUGCUUCCCAGAUGGUCUGAGUCUCCGGCAAGCAGGUACUUCGUCUUCGUCGCAUUGAUUCUCAAUCCAAUUCUUGCUGCUUCGCGUUUGAGUCGAGUGUACGCCUCACACACCUUCGCUGUUGUCCUGCCGAUGAUGUCGAUGUCAUCCGCGAAGGAGUUGCUGAUUUAUGGUGUAGGGGGCCGUAAGCGGUAAAAGGAGUUGAGGCCCCUUGUUGGUGUCAGGGGGAUAUUGCAUUUGGCUUUGAUUCAAACUCACCGUAAUGGCUUGCUGGCGGGGAGAUGCUCCAGAUCCCUCGACUACUGGGCCCCUAAGGUUUAUUUAUUUAUUUAUUUAUUAAACAAUUUAAUUUAUUUAUUUAGCUAAUCAACACAUAAUCCCUAACUUAUUCCCCUAACAUGUGCCUCAAUCCUGUGUCGCCAAAAUUGGAAAUUAAUAAAAUAUUUUCUUUAAAGGCUUUGGUCGUUUAAUUAAAAUCAAACUGAUUAGACCAUGUAUUGAAUUGCCUUGUCAUAGCUAGUAACAGUUCAUUGUAUCCAUAUAAGGAACGCUUGCUCCCACCAACAAGCAAGUUACGAGAGCGAAGAGGUCUCGAAGGCACGUAGUUGCUGCUCUUCUCAAAUAAACAACGUCUAAUUCGUUUAUUUUUUUAUUUUUUAGCAACAAAUACUCAUUGGUUUACCUUAAAACGGUAUUCGAGCGUCUGUAGACCAAGCAGAAGGCAACGCGAGCGAUAACUUGGCAAGGUUGUAGUUCCUCUGAAUUGAUGGCAUUUUAAAGCAAGUCUUGUAAACUUCCGUUGUAUUGCCUCUCUAUUGUGUAAAUCAUCGUAGUGCAAUGCGGGAACCGAAGUACUGACCAGUACUUCACCCACCAGCGCGCAAGACAAGUAAACAACGACCUAGAUCACCAACUUCCUGAUGACGAUCUAACACAUUGCCUAACAACGAAUAAUUAUGCCUGAUCGUUUUUUCAAGUCUAUGAAAUGAUAUAAUAAAACAAUUAUCAAGGGCUCUAGAUCAUUUUUAGACAUAAAGUACCAAAUACCAAGUAUGAGCCUCUUUGUCCUAUGAGACUAAUGUACACACUGUUGUGUACCGCCCUGUCGAUUUUACCCCCAUUGGCCACACUACUAUUGGAGACAUUUUAUACAGUCGAGUUACGCGACACUCGAGUUACACAAAUUCGAGUUACGCGAAUUUUUAUUUUUGACAGUUCAGUUGUCAAAUUAGUACAAAUCUCCAUAAAAUGUCAAAUGAAAAAUUAUUUACAACAUUUUCAAAAGUUUUUAAUUACUAAAAACACAGAACUAACCUAAUUUUCUUCACCAAUUUCAUCAAAUAAGUUAUAAAUUACAUGAAUGAACUAAACUCAAUCAAAAAUUAUUAUCCAUCGAAUAUAUUUUGGCUGUAAAACGUGAUAUUCGACUUACGCGAAAAUCUGAGUUAUGCGAAUGUCUCCGAAAUGCAUUAUUCGCUUAACUCUGGGAGAGACUGUACUAUAUAGUUUAAUAUAAAAACUACGCACUUUGAUACAUAACUAAUCAAUACUGUUUAUAAAACAACACUAUUGACACGGAAACUGCAUUUUGUUGAAUAAUCGCCACAAUUGUCCGGCUUAUGAGCCCACAGUGAAAAAACCCGGAGUUAUUUAAAGAUAGUGCAAGCUAUAUUAGUUAUUUUACCAAUGUUGAAUGUUUUCAUGUUUCAAAUGUUUAAAUUCAAAUGUUGAAUGUUUUCAAAUUAUAAUACCAAUUUUGUGCCGUUUUAUUCAUUCAACAGUCAUGGAUUUAUAUAAUUAACUAUUGUUAGGUAAACUUAUAAACGCUGGAUGACUUACAGGGUUUCAAAUCAUAUAAUGGACUAUUUGAGGUAAUCGGUGGAAUGUUUCAGAUAGUUAGAAAAUGUUUGCAAAGUUGCUAUGAAGGUUUGCGGGCAUAUAAGGGAAUAUUUUAAAUCAUCAAGAGAAGUUUUUAAAACAGCUAUGGAGUUUUGCAUCCAGUUAUGAAGUGCUCGGUUGUACACUGUAGAAAUUAAACUUAGAUAGUUUUUUUUAAAGAACCGGGUGAUGAUUUCUGCAUUUGGGGUGAUUAAACGCAUGUGCACGCUCGAGACUAUUCUCCUUUUAAAUACUCACGAUCGUUAAUCGACACUUCGCUAAUCCGCACUUUGGCUAUGUAAUUCAUCAGAUGAAACAGUGUUCGCUUAAAGUAGUGAAAUAUUUUUUAAAUGAUAAGUAGAUGACCGCUAACUGGAUGUGUUGUAACUGGAGUGUUUUUUAACUGGAGGUUCGUUAACUGGAGUGAUUCUCAGUUAACGAACACUUAAACAAAACAAAAUAUGAAACAUCCGAAAUCUCAAGAAGAGAAAUUUGUCGCAAAUGUGCAUUUUUCACACAAAUUUAGGGUCUUUUACCUACGUUUGCUAUUAAUUUAUGCCAUUACACGAAUUACUAUACUUUAUAUCAACAUAUAUGAAAAAAAAAAUGGUAUGUUUAUUCCAGUCAACGUGAAUCAAAACAAUCAAUCCAUAGGAACGUCACUCCAGUUAGCGAACGUUGUUCGUUAACUGGAGCUUGUUUACCUAAAAGCAACACUAUAUCAAAUAAAGUACAAUCUCUUCUCGAGUAGUACUGAGUUGACAGACAUAUUGUUUAAUGCAAAAUAUGUUACCUUUUUGCAACCAUUUUUAAAUAAUUCAAAGAGCAAAGAUAAUCAAAUUUGCUCUUACGAAACCUAUAAAAUAAAUAAUAAGAGUCUAAAAACCAUCAUAUUUAUUCAAAAAUACUAGUACAUUAAAUCCAUUUUUCAGAAAAUCGUGAUAACCGCGACAAAUACAACUAAGUUGAGUAGUGUUUUACUUAAACUAGGGGAAUAUUUCUGUUUGAUAGCUUGUUUCUUAAAACCCCUCGAUGAGCUAAGAAAUAUAAUAUCUCGUUAAAAAAAAAGAUUAGCCAUUUUUACACUCUUUAUGAACCGAUCCCAACGAGAGACAAACUCCAAAUUCUUAUAAAAUACAUGUUCCAUGGUUGUAGCUUCUUUGCAGAUGCGAGGCACUUGUUCAAACAAAUGAAAUGCAUACGUUAUAUGUGCCACGUAAAGUGUAAUGUUCGGCUAUAGGAACAAAAUGCAAUGUCUUUCGUCUUUUAAUGUAACACUUUAAUUAUCACGUGUAUCAUUUUUUAUUGAUAAUAAACUAUUUUAUGUAAUUGUUUGAUAAUUAAAAAAUAAACCAAAGUUUAUUUUUUCUAUUUAAAAGACUUAUCAUCAUUUUUAUACAACAUUUGCUUUUGUAUCGAGACUACAGAAAUUAAAAAAAUAUAUACCGGCACUGUUCUGCAUAUGUCAUUCACACGAUGUGGAUUCAGAUUGUUUGUGUCUACUCAAUUUAAUCAGGUGGAAUAUUGCUGAAGUUGGUGAAAAUUCGCAGAAAUGCGUUGUAUUUGUUGAAGCCAUAAAGUGCUGUUUUGUGUGGGCUGGCUAACUGAAAUCUAUUCAAAGUAUAAAACACCUUCAAUUCGAACAAUAGCACGUGUGUGUAGUACACGAGCAAGAUUACUUGAAUAGAUUAAACAUCACAAAAAAGGAAUUGGAAAUGAAUUUUUUUUCCUUCUUCUUCGCUGCGACGACCUUGGCAUCGCUGGUAUUCUUCGCCGUAGAAACCAAAGCAGAUAUGAUUUGUGGAGAAAUUCUACCUUCUGCAGGUGCAAUCAUCUGUCCAUUGAAGUGCGUUGAUUUAAAAUUCAAAGGAGGCCAAUGUUUAAACGGCAACUGCGUUUGUUCUUAAGUGUGAUUAUAGUGCAUUGACAGUGACAAUAAAAGAAUUAAGUUAUUAUAAAUAAAUAGUAGAUUUUUGUGCGUUCUACCAUUAAAAUAUAAUAUUUACAUAAUUUAUCAUUAUAAGUUUACUAAUUUAUAAAUAUGCCUAAUUAGAUACAAACUACCGACUAUCAGAUCAAUAUAUCAAAAUGGUUUUUAGAUGAUAUAGUAAAAUAAACAACAUUUCAUAUACAUGCAUGAUGCAGAUGCAUCAACUAUCAACUAUCAACAUGCAUAACAACUGGCUUGUUAUGCACGUAAACGAGCUUUUACAAUACAAAAAUCAAUGUUUACAACACCUAUUUAUCCAGUUAUGGGAAAACGAAAAAGUCUUACGGCCACUUUCUCAAACUCCAUAGGAGAGGAACGAUAGUUGCAAUUGCCUGGAUACAACAGUUGCUUUAAUAUAUUUUGUGAGUACUCUGUGCAGUUAUGCGUACAAUUAAGCAACAUGUUCAAAAACAUCCACAGAAACCUCCUUUAGGACAUUUUAACAAUCGCUUCCAUCCGAAUUCGAUCGAGUUUUGGAAAGUGGCUGUUAGAUAUCAAAGUCAGUGGUGCCUUAUGGCAGCCUUAGAUCGAUUAUGAUUAUUGUACCAAUCAAGAAAAAAACCGAGUAAGUUAAAAAAGAUCAUCAAUUGAUUUGGGAUUUCUAUGACUCUUCCAUGACGUGACGGAUUUCUAAGUGUGAUGGAAAACGUUGUAAAACGUGUACAAAAAUAUUAUUCAUUCUACAUCGCAUGCUGUAUGAUUAAUUUUGGCAACUUUGUUACACAUUUUUAGAGCAGCCAAAAUUGAAUUUUAUAAUAAAUAUAAAAAAUAUCUCAUAGUAAACAUUCUAUUAACAAUAUUUAGUAGUGUAAUAAAAACGUGUUUAAUUUAAAAACGUUUAAAUAAAAACGUGAAUUUUAAUUUUCAGCAUUUAAUUUAGCAUUUGAGAUUUCAUCAAUCAGAUUCAUCCAACUAAACGUAUCAAAAGACAUUGCACAGUCUAUCAGCCACUUUCCCAAACUCGAUCGAAGCGGGAACAAUCGAUGCGGUUGUCAAAAAUGAUAUAAAAUGUUGGUUUUCUUGGAUGUUUUUAGAACAUUAUGCCAUAUUGUAGGCAUUACAGGACAGUGAUGAAAUAAAUUAAAGCAAUCGUUGUAUCUAGGGUCGGUCUGGUGGUACAGUCGUCAACUCGUACGACUUAACAACAUGCCUGUCAUGGGUUCAAACCUCGAAUGGACCGUGCCCCAAUACGUAGGACUGACUACAUGACCAAAAUAUACAAAUCAAUCAACAAAAAAAGUGUAAGGUUAUAAAUAUUAUACAAAUUAGACAAUUUUGUAUUUUUAAAAAAGUAUUUGAAUCAAACAUAAUGGUUUAUGCUGAUUUAAACAUUUUUUUGGAACAGUAAGUAUCAUGCUGGCAGGGCGUUUAAGACCGUUGAGGCCAGCAAAAAAGUUUGGAAUUGCUCGAUGAAGCUUCUUUACUGAAAGAAGAAGAUGUAUUUAAAAUAGGUUAAAUUUAUUUAAUUUUUGGCUAUGCUUUAUUUUAAUUUAAUAACGCAUAUAACUUUAUAAAACACUUGAGGAAACAAAAUAAUAAAAAUUCUUGAAUUUUAACUAUAAAAUGAAAUUACUUUAAAUUGUUCACCUGAAUUUGUUGUUGGGUCUUUUUAUACAAAUCUACGUAAUAUGGCAACAGAGUUAACAUUUUCCUCCUGACACGUAAAAUUGGACAGUCGCUAAACAACGAAAAUAUCUGUUUGCGCAUGGUACUGAUAACACUUUUGUAAAAUCGGCUUGUCGUAUGAUCCAUUUGCAGAGAUUUAGAAAAUCUAGAAUAUUCCUGUAAUUAAACAGCUGUUUUGCGCAUCAGUUUCAUUAAGUGUUUGAACAAAUGGUUUGGCGUUUACAGGGACUUCGGGGAAGGUCUCCAAAACAUGAGCAAUUCAUUACCCUGUCUCCGACCAUAUAAAAGGGAGAUUUCGGUUGUCGUGCAGCAUUUGCAAGGAAAGUAAAGCCAGAAGUAGUGCUUCAAGAUGAAAUUCACUUUCGCAUUCUUGUUCGCUUUCCUCGCUCUGUGCUCGCUGUUCGGAGCUGGAUUCAGUGCCGAUGUCUGCAGUAGCAAAAAUCCGAAGGCCGCUGCUAAGGCUUGUGUACAGCGGUGCCAUGCCAAGGACUUCGAUGAAGGAAAGUGCGUCAAAGAUACAUGCGUGUGCAGCAAGGCUCGUGCAAACUAACAAAGCCCAAGUGUAACACAAGACAGGACAAUAGAACCAAUUAAAAUGCAAUAAACAAUAAAACUAUUUUCUCUGGCAACAAAAAA